Molecule: messenger RNA, 726 nt
Organism: Oncorhynchus kisutch (coho salmon)
Lineage: Eukaryota; Metazoa; Chordata; Actinopteri; Salmoniformes; Salmonidae
Product: protein FAM180A
Exons: 3
Coding region: 1-549 (182 amino acids)
Source: RefSeq, a predicted model, not a curated record
AUGCCAGGUGGAUGCCAGGUCACCAUGAUGCCCUGGAAGAUGGUCAUUGUUGCACUAUUUUACUGCAAUAUCCACACAUGUGCCACUUAUCGGCAUAACAAAGUCCUUUACCCAUCAACUGUUCGAGUGAAGAGAGGAAUGGCAUCAAUGGUGAACCCCACUUUUCAGAACUCCAUAGAGGAUGUCAAUUUACUAUUUGAGAUCCUGCUGGCUGGCCUGCAGUUUGGAGACGAGCACACUCUGUUCUCCGUGCAGGACGAGGAGUUGGCCUCCCUGCGGAAGACCAAAAAGCUGGAAGUCAUCUGCGAGGACAUCCUGCCCAAAACACUCUCUGAUAUCCGUCGCCUGACCUCUUACCUUUCCAAUCACAUGGGCCACCUGCGCCUGGAGGACUUUGAGCGCACUGUGCUGACCAUGGUGUACACCGCCCAGCGGCUGGCCAACGCUACCACAGACCAGCAAAGAGACUUGUGGGCAGAGUCCUUUGUCAGUUUGUACAGAGCUAUCAAGCUGGACCUGACAGCUGAGAACGACCUCACAGCUAAAUGAUAUCGCAAUGUUAGGGAUUGAUACUGCCUUUAUUUCCAGAUCUCUAUUGGAGAAGGAAUUUCUCUCAUUUUCUAUUAUUGAUUAUAGAUACAAUGUUUCAGCAUGAUAUUCUUGGCAACCCUUGAGUACUAUCGUAUCACAUGGACUUAAAAUUAAAGUUUCUGAGAUAUACUUUAA